CACUGUUGAUAACUCACAUCCUGAAUCCUGGAACGCUCCUGACCUACCAACGUUACCAGAUCAGGCGCUUUAUGGCCAAAGUCUGUUCAUAUUCACAAGUCUGAAUUCUUGCUUAUUGUGUCAAAGCAGUCAGCAUGGCUGUGGCUGAAGCUGUGAUGCCUGCCGUGACAUCUUUUCCAAGUGUUCAAGCCAUGGAAGGAAAACAAUUUGACAACCUGUGCAAGGUGGAUGAGUGCGCAAGAAGCAGCGCAACAGGUGGCGCAGACAACCCGCUCAUUGAAGUGGAGUUCAGUAUCGUGCAGUCUCCCGCUUUACCUGCCAAAGACGACGACGAGCUGGGGAAAUUCUUGGACCUCGAGUUCAUUUUGUCUAACACCAUCGGCUCCGAGGUUGUGAGCAACAGCAACAUUUCUCCGCAGCAACAGCAGCAGUGUGCGUAUUCUCUGCCGGAGUCUCCGGAGAGCUGCAGCGGCGGUUCUGUGCCAGACUGCAGCGAUCACCCGUCCCCUCACAUGGCCACGCAGAGCUACCACGGCGCCGCGAGCUUCACGGGCUCAACCCCAGUCCGUAGCCUCAUAGCGGAGCUUCUCACGCCUGAGAUGACCUAUCCGGGGGAGAGUUCACCGGACAGCGCGGGCAAGGCGAGAGACGGGCCAGAGUACACCGAGCUGCGAGCGUUGAGCUCGGUUACCCUUCCACCUGCUCCCGCUCAUCACCAGGUGGCCGCAUCUCCGCCGCCGCUUGGAUACAAAAUAAAAAGCGAGCCUGUAAGCCAGUCUUGUAUGAUGGCUGCUGCUGGUGGGAACUAUAUGGGACAGAUACGCACCGUGCAUCCAGCAGCUUUUACGCACCACCACGCUUCAGUUCCAAGUGCGUUGCCGGGGUUCGGUGCGCACCAUAUGCAGCACCCUGGUCCUCAGGGACGCACGGACUGCCAUUUGGCACAUAUGAACUCUACCAUGAGCUCCCAUCCUAACCAGCACCAUCUGCAAAACCAGUACAUGAACGCACCCUAUCAGUCGCAGUACGCACACCACGGUGUGCCACAGUUUCAAGGACCGUACAACAUGCACAGAGAACCGGUGCGCGUUCACCAGCAGCAUCAUCCAGCUUCCAUGCAGGGGAUGAUGCUUACCCCUCCCUCUUCGCCGUCGUUGCUGGAGUUUUACCCACACGACGAGGUGGGGAGCAUCAAGCAGAAGCGAGGCCGCAAGUCGUGGGCAAGAAAACGUGCCGCGACGCACAACUGCGAGUUCCCCGGCUGUGGGAAAACCUACACCAAGAGCUCCCACCUCAAAGCCCACAUGAGGACACACACAGGUGAGAAGCCUUACCACUGUAACUGGGAAGGUUGUGGUUGGAAGUUCGCCAGGUCAGACGAGCUGACCCGUCACUUCAGGAAACACACCGGACACCGACCUUUUCAGUGUCACCUCUGUGAGCGUGCCUUCUCCCGCUCCGAUCAUUUGGCUCUCCACAUGAAGAGGCACAUGUAGGCUACAUUGAACAUACGGACAUUUUGUAUCCAAAUCCACCCUGGUCAGAGAUUCACAGAAGACACACGAAUUGCCUUCCUCACUAAUGGACACUGUGCAUCUGGCCAAAACCAGUGACACAAAACGCUCCCUGGUAUAUGUGCAGUGCCAUGGCAGAGGGUUUAAAAGCAACUAUGUCAUGGUUAAUAGCAUUUGAUCAAAUGAUGUACCACUAAUUUAUUCCUACAGGAACAAGUUGUGCUGGUUUAUUUCCAAAAGUGCAUUGCAUACCAGUGAUCAAGUCAAGUGCCUCUCUGUCAGAAAAAAGAUUGGUGGGAUUUGUACAUAUCUGUGCAUAUGUGAAUUAUCUUUUGGCUAAAUUAUAGUAGUGUGCUAUUUAAGACAUUUCCUCACCCUGUCUUUUAAAUAACUUAUUGAUUGUCUGAGUGCCUUGACAAGACUGCUUAUCUGUUUCCCAAAGGAGAAAACUCACUGUGGGCAGGACCCAUUGUACAUAUGUAAAUUGUAUUUUUGUAAUGUUUACAUCUUAUGUCUUUGAUACUACUCAAAUCAGGUCAGGGUUUUUAUUGACAAUUUUUUUAAUUCUAUUUUCUCACAGUUUUUGUUAGAAUACACAAUAGAUUUUAUAGAUUUGCUAAGCAUUGUAGGCUAGGCCUACAUUUCUUUGGUUUUGUGAAGAUUUGCUUGAGCAAUGCCAACAAAUUCAGGUACUAAACAAAUUUUCAGGAUGCCAAGAAUCAAAUGUCAAUCCACGCUUACUUCACUCCAAUUCAAAUUUUUAUUUAUCACUCAGUGUCUUUAGGGACACAAGACUAUGUAUUUUGCCAAGGAAUAUGUUUGUUUUUUAUGAAUGAAGAAAUCUACUGCAAUGGUUAAACUACUGUACUUGAACAGAAUUGCCACCCAGAGGUAUCAUUCUCCAAGAAUGCUAUUGUUUAAAUGUACUUAAGGGCUCAAAAAUAAAAGUACUUUUGCAAAUA
Messenger RNA from Lates calcarifer (barramundi perch), 2476 nucleotides. RefSeq names its product Kruppel-like factor 17 (gene klf17). The record is from RefSeq and is a predicted model, not a curated record. Lineage: Eukaryota; Metazoa; Chordata; Actinopteri; Centropomidae. Bases 135 to 1496 code for a protein of 453 amino acids. Gene Ontology annotation, biological process: regulation of transcription by RNA polymerase II. The transcript is spliced from 3 exons. Gene Ontology annotation, molecular function: RNA polymerase II cis-regulatory region sequence-specific DNA binding; DNA-binding transcription factor activity, RNA polymerase II-specific.